ACCUCAGAGGAGAAUCUCUCUGUUUUUUUCUUCUCUCUCUCUCUCUCUGUCUCUCUCUCUCUCACUCUCUAGUUUUCAGCUUUCAAGUUCUCUGUUCAACACAGAAAACGAAGUCGUUUCAAUCUCUUCCCAUUUCCAACUACUCACUGAAGAAGAAACCUCCUUCUGCUUCUCGCUUUCAAGCCGUACCUUUCUCUUCUGGUUAACCUUAACGUCCUGUUUGCCGACUGCGACUCUUCUGGCGCUCGCACUCCUACAUUUAUAAUAACUAUAAGUAAUCCAAAGACUUCUCUUUGUGGAAGCCAGAGCCUUGUAGAUCAAUCUGAAAGUGAAAUACAUUAUAAUUGCUUCUUCACCCAAAAGUAUGACCUUUUAAAAUUUCUGGGAAUUUUUACAGUAUCCAUAGCUCAGAAGCCAUGGCAGGUAUAAAAGUAUGCGGCAAUCCCAACAUGGCUCUUUUCCUUCAAAAUGAAAAGCUUCCUUCUUCUCCUCAACUACUUGAGUCUCUAUGGAUUCCCACUUCCUCUAAUCUUCAUGGGUCAAGAUCCAUGGUUGAUUUUGAGAAAGUGACAGAAGGAGAAGCCAUUGAUGCAGGGUUUUUUCAAGCAAUGGAUAGAGAAGAAAAUGUGGAUGAGGAUUAUGAUACGUGCUUGAAUCCGCCGGGAAAGAAACGACGGCUAACAGCCACCCAAGUUCAGUUCCUGGAAAGGAGUUUUGAAGUUGAGAACAAGCUCGAACCAGAGAGGAAACUCCAGCUCGCCAAAGAACUUGGCUUGCAGCCUCGCCAAGUCGCCAUUUGGUUCCAAAACCGCCGGGCUCGGUUCAAGAACAAGCAACUCGAAAGAGACUAUGAUUCAUUAAAAGCUAGCUUUGAUAAACUCAAGGCCGAUCAUGAUAAACUCCUCAAAGAAAACGAAGCUUUGAAACAAGAACUCGUCUCAAUUCAAAAUAAGUUGAUUCACCAAGACAAAAUGAAGGAAAAAAACCUGGAGCCAGCUGAUCAGGAAAUUAACCUAUCAAAUGAAGAUGAACCUAAUCUGCCAUUAAUGAUGACCCUUAAACAGGAAGAUGUAAGCUCGGCUAAAAGUGAUGUUUUUGACUCGGAUAGUCCCCAUUACACCGAUGGAAAUCAGUCAUCACUCGGAGAACCUGCUGAUUCUUCUCAUGUUUUUGAAGCAGAUCAUUCUGAUUUUUCACAGGAUGAAGAUGAUAAUAAUCUCAGCAAGAGCCUUUUGCAGCCACAGUGGUUUUUGAAAAUGGAAGGUGAUUCUACUUACGGACAUGAUGACAUGGCUGCAAAUUCAUGUAGUUUUGUGUUUGAUCAGCCAAUUUGGUCGUGGCUUUAUUAGUUAGUUGAAUCAGGACUAAUUAUUAUGAAUCAUCUUGGUUAAAGUUCUACAUCCAUAAUCCAUCCUUCAAGAAACUUUGCACAAAUCAAUGUUCCCAUGUUCAUUGUAAAAUUAUGGUUAUAUAGUGAAUGGCCAUCAGUAAAUCUCCUAAAGGUUUAAA
Carica papaya (papaya) is the source of this 1509-nucleotide messenger RNA. RefSeq names its product Homeobox-leucine zipper protein family (gene ATHB54). Gene Ontology annotation, molecular function: sequence-specific DNA binding; DNA-binding transcription factor activity, RNA polymerase II-specific. Gene Ontology annotation, cellular component: nucleus. Lineage: Eukaryota; Viridiplantae; Streptophyta; Magnoliopsida; Brassicales; Caricaceae. Gene Ontology annotation, biological process: positive regulation of DNA-templated transcription. The record is from RefSeq and is a predicted model, not a curated record.